GUUGGUGUGCGAGAGGAGAUAUCAUCGUAUACGCGCUUUACAGUACGACGACGGCGGUGCUGGGAUUUGGUCGUCGAGUCACUGAGGACUGAUUGACUGUUUUGACGCUGUUUGACGAAGGAGAAGAACCACGACGAACGACCCGACGGAAGACGAGGAAGACAAAUAAGACAACAACUAGCGAGUAAAACGACUCACUGGCCGACAACAACGACGACGACAAGGAGGACCAAAACACUCAGUCGACCAACACUCACACCCACACACACUCGACUCAACACGAACGAACCCUCACCACUCCCCAAAAUGCCCUCCUUCGCCCCCCUCCCAACGAAAGAUACCCCCCAACCCACCGUCUCGGAGGAAGAAGCAGACGCAGAGCACAGCAGCAGCAGUCAUAGCGACAGUAGUAGUCAUAAUCCUCACGCCGACGCUGCAGCGGAUGGAUAUGCCGACAAACCCCGCCGCCGCCAAACCGUAGCCAACAUGCUCCGCCGCCGCGCAACAACAUGGCCAGACCGCCCGCAAACCGUGGAAAAGACAGCGCGUGCGCGUCUCGUGGAUUGCGCGCCGUAUGCGGCGCUUCUGCUUGUGCCUGUUGGGUUUCUUGUCCUGGCAGGGUUUAUAUGGCGGCUCGGCGGGCGCGAGCGGUCCGAGGGCGGAGACAGAGUGGUGCUCGCGAUGGGUGUAGCGUCGACGCUGUGGCCGAUUGGAUUCGCGGCGGUGAUGGGCCCGAUGCUGAAGAGUGUAGCGCUGUGGGCGGCGGAGAGGGGUGUGACGCUGCGGAUGCUCGAGCUCCUCUCCUCCAGCGACACGGUCGUCAGCACGCUCAAGACCUGCUUCGACCUGCAAUACAUCAGCAUCUGGCCGCUCGCCCUCAUCGCAAUCUGGCUGCUCAGCCCGGCCGGCGGCCAGGCCGUGCUGCGUGCCCUCACCCUGCACACCCCCGUCCUCACUGCCUCAUACCCCCUUACCUACCACCCGUCCAGCGCCAUCGGCAUCCCCCUUGACACGCUCACCUGGGGCAGCGCAUCGAGCGGCUUCUACGGGGCGGCCGGGGGCGUGGUACGCAUGGCGUUUGGGGCGGUGAUCUCUGCGCCGAAUGCGGCGGCGUUGUUAGUUAAUGGCACGACAACAGCCGGGAGCUUUGACGAGGCGGUGGAGAGGCUGGGCGGGGUGGAAAAGGUGCUUGCUGCGGCGCGGACGGAUAUCUGGGGGAAUGUCCGGAUGCCGUUGCUGGAGAUGCUGCCUGGGUAUGAUGCCGGGAAGCCGGGCGAGUGGGUGGAUGUGCCCACGGAUCAGGUGCCGGUUUAUGAGUCACUGGUAGGAGUCCCAGUGCGCGGGGUGCCGAUGGGCGAGGUGGGGAAUCUGACGUUUGGUAUCGCGGCGGCGUAUACGCGGCUGACGUGCUCGGACUGGCAAAACACCACGACCUGGGAAACGGACUACAGCAACCGGCUCGACGGCCAACCCUACAACGCCUCCGAGGCCUUCGGCUCCGCCUCCGACCCGGGCUCCUCAAACAUCAAACUCACCCUGCUCUCCACCCGCCUCUACCCCCUCCCGACAAUCAGCUUCGGCACCCGCACCGACACCACCCUCUGCACCAUCACCACCACGCACAUCGACGCCCUCGUCUCCUGCGCCCGCGGCACCCCCUCCGGCGACCUCUCCUGCCGCGCCCAGCGCGCCCGCCACUCGCCCGAGUACCCCGUCUCCAACGCCACCGCCCAAUUCGACCCCGCGAACAGCGGCACCGCCGCAAUCCAGUUCUUCGCCAGCAUCCCGCGCAUCCUGACGACGUAUCACGCCGGCACGCAGACGCCGCUGGAGUCGUAUCUAGCGAAUCCGCUGAACGGCGGGAUCGAUGCGAGUGUGGGCGGCGUGGCGAUUAAGGAUGAAUACAAGGAUCUUCCGGCGGGGGUGUUUGAGGCGCGGCUUGCGGUGGUGGUGAAUUCGGUGCUGCGGUUGACGUAUGGGACGGCGAUUGUGCUGGGGACGUCGGGGAUUAAUACUACUGCUGCGUCUGAAGACACUACCGCCGCCGACUACCAGCCUACCUACGCCAACACAACAGGCACGUGGACGACCUUCUCGCCGCCGAUAUACGACCUGCAUAGGGGCUGGCUGGCGCUGUACACGCUCUCGAUUGGGGUGCUGGUGCUGGCCGUGCUGGCGAUGGUGUACUUGCGGUCGCGGAUCCGGAUCCCGGAUAUGCUGAAUAGCAUGUCGAUGUUGGCGCGUGAGUCGCCGUAUGUGAGCACGGCGCCGGGGGGCGGGAUGUUGGAUGGGAUGCAGAUGGUGGAGGUGCUGGGGCGGAAGAGGGUGCGGAUUGGGGAUGUGGCGCCGGAGAGGGCGGUCGGGAAGAUUGCGUUUGCGGAUGAGGAGCGGGUGGAGAGGGUGCGGAGGGGGAGGUUGUAUUUGUAGGGCUUUGGGGGAUGUUGUGGGGUGUGGAUAGUUGGUAUUGGUAUUUAUUGCUUGUUUUUAACUUUGUGUGCGUGUGGUGCUCGUUCAACUGUUCUGGUCGAUUGAAAGUAUGGAGUUGAUGCUGAUGAGUACGAGUCUGUCACGUUGGCUGAUUGUAACUGAAGUGACCAA
Pseudovirgaria hyperparasitica is the source of this 2598-nucleotide messenger RNA. RefSeq lists its product as uncharacterized. Lineage: Eukaryota; Fungi; Ascomycota; Dothideomycetes; Acrospermales; Acrospermaceae. The coding region runs from base 307 to 2427 and encodes 706 amino acids. The transcript has 5 exons. The record is from RefSeq and is a predicted model, not a curated record.